AGAACAUAUAAUCAGAACUACCUUUCCUUGACUCAACAAGACUAAGCCUCAGGAUCAAAGUUCAGAGAAAAAGUGAGUGGGUGCAUUAUCUUGUGGAAGGUGCACAGAGACCACAAUGGUGCGGCAGAUAGUGCCUCAUAGGUCCAGGGACCUUGGUUCGAUCCUGACCUCUGGUGCUGCGUCUGUAAAGUCUAUACGUUUACCCCUGGGUGGUCCAGCUUCCUCCCACUCCCCAAAGGUGCCGAAUGGCAUAUGCCUCCCAGGAUUUGACUACUGCUGCUCAGAUGGGGUGCAGGUGCUGUAGAAUGAUAAAAAGGUACAUUUUUGGACCAGCUAUUGUAGAACUACCAUCCACUGUGAGAAAUGAAAUCAAUUGUAAAAACAAUGACAUUAAACAUGAGACCACAUUCCACAACAAAAUGGACAAAACCAACAAUAUUGUUGCUUCAACUUUGGACAAAGUAAUAAACUUAGAAGAACAAGAUGCAGAAAUAGAAAUACGGGAAAGUAAUGCAUCGAAGAAGAACAUAGCAUGCGUACAAAAUAAGGUGGUUGAAGAUGUCAAAGACGGCACGAACACUGAUGCAACAAGAAUGCUGAAUAACAACCAAGUUCAUCAAGCAUCAAGUGGAGUUACUGCACACCCCACCAAUACAAAUAACUGUUCCUCAUACAAUAUCAUAAAAGCUACAAAUAAAAAUGAACUGGUACAUCAUCAUGACUCAGGAUCUGAAGAUGAUUGUCAUACAGUCAAUGGACUCUCCACACAUUGUCCUGCAGAAGUUAGUAUUGUUGUUCCAGUAGGAGAGAAAGCAGCAGACAAUCAUAAAAUUGCCAACACAAACAAUGACAAAUUGUCAUCCGCAGAAAAUGAUAAAGCAACUCAAAACAAUUUGGAAACUGACCCUGAUGAAAUCAAAGGUUUAUCCAACCCAUUUACUAAUGAAAAAAUGAAUUCUUUAAAUGGGCACAAAGAUCUAGAAAGCACUCCUUCUGCUAUUGAUGGAGAAUUCAUCAGGAACUUGCUUGAAGAGAAAUUCAGGCUAGAGUUGGGGAUGCAGAGGUGGCAGCUGCCCUUGCAGCCUUGGAGGCUGCAAACUGCUGGAGAAGAUGAUGAGCUGGAGGACUAGGCAAUGUGUGUUAUUGAAUCAGAGUGGACAUGAAGAGUGUAACAUCAAUUUGGGUUUCAAAUGACAUUUCAAGUCACCAAGACCCUGAAGAGUCUGAUUAAUAUGCUAAAAAGUUUUUUUUUAAUAUACUGAAAAUAUUCUAAAAGAUAGAGGCAGAAAAUCCUUGGAUCUGCCUUGUAGAAUAAAUGUGGGAGAACAAGGAUCUUUCAACAUGACUGGUUUUAUUGGAGUAUCUGUGAAUGGGGUCUUGGACACUUAUACUGGGUAACUUCACUAAUUCAGUUACAAUUUAGGUUCCCAUUAGGGAGCAGAGCAUUCAAAAGAUGACGCAACAAUAGUUGCACGGGGGGACGCUGGCAGUAACCUCCUAGAAGGUGUAGGAAAGAAUGAUUGGCCCUUUUAUUUAUUCACAGGACAUGGGCAUUGCUGGCAAAGGCAUUUUUAAAAACUUUUUUGCGAAGGUAUUGGUGAGUUGCUUUCUUGAACUGCUGCAGUCCAAGUAGUGAUGAUACUUCCACAGUGGUGUUGUAUAGGGAGUUUCUUGCAGAACAUCACCCAUUAAAUUGUCUUUUCUUCUUUGAUUGGAUUAGCCAUGAUAUACUAUUCAAUCCCUUGAUUGCUUUUCCACAAGGCUAUUGACUACAUGAAAAGAAGAUGCGUGUUUUAAUGCAGUAGAAAUUAGAACCUAUAGUAAAUAUGGUCCUCACCACUUAUAGCAGGCAUGCAUUUGCUUGGUAUGUGCAAUGAACUUUGUACCAAUAUUAAAAUGUAAAAUCACUUGUCAAAUUUUCAUACAUUUUUCCUUGUAACACAAUAGAUUUUGUACCUUAAUUCACUGAGCUAGGGAGAGAAAGGUCUGUAAUCCAAGAACACAAAUGAUAGGUUGGUCCAUAUGAACUGCGCAACAACUGCAAUCAUAACCCUGCAUAGAAAGGAGAGUUAAAAUUUGCACUGCAUCAUGUAUUAAAGAUACAUGUGGCUAGAAUAUUAAUAAAAGCAAGAGAGGAAUGUAACAAAGUAAUUUCACAGUUUGAUAAGAAGCAAACCAAUGUCUAGGUCCAGAUAUUUUGGCCUGAAAUAGAUGGAGCAUUUAAGCAGCAACUUUAAAAAUGACAUUAAUGCAAGACAACUAAUGGUCUUCAUAUUUUUAGCUUUUACAAGCAACUGCACAUUCUAAAAUGCAAGUGAUGAGGACUGUAGUACUAAAACUGCACACAAUGAUUGUUUAAUGAACCAGAACCAAUGAGAAGUUUUGUAUAUACUGCAAUAUGUGUGUUAUAUAUGUAUCAGUUGUGAAUGAAAACUGACCAUUCUCACAGGAAAUGGGAAUCAACAUU
Pristis pectinata (smalltooth sawfish) is the source of this 2467-nucleotide messenger RNA. RefSeq lists its product as uncharacterized. The record is from RefSeq and is a predicted model, not a curated record. The transcript is spliced from 4 exons. Bases 246 to 1130 code for a protein of 294 amino acids. NCBI's taxonomy places the organism in Eukaryota, Metazoa, Chordata, Chondrichthyes, Rhinopristiformes, Pristidae.